AUGCCCCCGACUGUGCCCAUCAGUGCCACAUCAAUGCCACAUAUCAGUGCCUACCAUGUCACCUAUCAGUGCCACCUAUCAAUGCCAGUCAGUGCCACCUAUCAGUGCUACCAGUCAGUGCCACAUAUCAGUGCCAGUCAGUGCCAGCUAUCAGUGCUUGUCAGUGAUGCUUAUCAGUGCCGCCUAACAGUGCCAGUCAGUGCCACCUAACAGUGCCAGUCAGUGCCGCCUAUUAGUGCCACCUAUCAGUGCCAUAUAUGAGUGCUGCCUUUCAGUGCCCAUCAGUGAUGCCUAUCAAUGCCCAUCAGUGCCACCUACCAGUUCCUCCUCAUCAGUGCCACCUAUCAGUGCCCAUCAGUGCGGCCUAACAGUGCCUAUCACUGCAGCCUCAUUAGCGCAAAUCAGUGA
Messenger RNA from Staurois parvus, 408 nucleotides. Lineage: Eukaryota; Metazoa; Chordata; Amphibia; Anura; Ranidae. The record is from the annotation of a GenBank genome assembly.